Alternaria incomplexa is the source of this 669-nucleotide messenger RNA. RefSeq lists its product as uncharacterized. Gene Ontology annotation, cellular component: cytoplasm. NCBI's taxonomy places the organism in Eukaryota, Fungi, Ascomycota, Dothideomycetes, Pleosporales, Pleosporaceae. Gene Ontology annotation, molecular function: protein-L-isoaspartate (D-aspartate) O-methyltransferase activity. The transcript is spliced from 2 exons. The record is from RefSeq and is a predicted model, not a curated record. The coding region runs from base 1 to 669 and encodes 222 amino acids. Gene Ontology annotation, biological process: protein modification process.
AUGGCUUGGCGAAGCUCUGGGGCGACUAACGAAGCUCUGAUUACCAACCUUGUAAAGAACAAGCUGAUCCGGUCUGACCGUGUUAAAGAUGCCAUGUUACGGGUUGAUCGCGCGCACUUUGCCCCAGCCAAACCGUACGAUGACUCUCCUCAACCCAUAGGGCACAAGGCCACUAUCUCCGCACCACACAUGCAUGCUUCAGCGUGCGAGUCACUCCUCGACUACCUCCAACCCGGAGCCAAAGUCCUGGAUGUUGGUUCUGGCUCGGGCUACCUCACAGCUGUGCUCGCGAACCUCGUUGCGCCCAAUGGGACGGUCAUUGGCAUCGAUCACAUCCAGCCGUUGAACGACAUGGCGAACGCGAAUAUGGGCAAGUCGGAAGAGGGGCGGAAGAUGCUGGAAUCGGGCCAGAUCAAGUUUGUGACUGGUGACGGGCGAGAAGGAUGGGCCGAGGGCGCGCCGUACGACGCUAUUCAUGUAGGGGCAGCAGCAGCUGUGCACCACGAGGCGUUGACCGAUCAGCUGAAAGCUCCGGGCCGGCUGUUCGUUCCGGUCGCGGAAGGCGGGACGCAGCAUAUCUAUGUCAUCGACAAGAACAAGGACGGAAGUCUCGAGCGGCAAAAGUUGUAUGGUGUGCAGUACGUGCCGCUGACGGAUGCGCCCGUGUAG